AUGCAGAAAGCUUCCUUUUUGAAGCUUGGUGACCAAGGUGGGACGAAGCCCACUUGCGUCCCUGGAAGGUGCGCCGCACACAUGGCUGGUAGGGAGAGUGGGCGCCACACGCGCGUGGCUGGAAGGUGGGGAACAAGAGGCUGCUGCUGCUUUUUCCGAGCCAAUGGGAGAGGGCCACGUGACGCUGAUGUCGGCAGGGGAGAAGAAGAGGGCCAAAUGGGCUUUUAUGUUUUAAUGAAGUUGUUGAUGUCGGAUGAAGAUAGUAGUGAGAAGAUAUGUGUCAUUCCCAUAGUGGGGAUGGGUGGGAUUGGGAAAACUACCCUCGCUCAAUCUCUUUUCAAUGAUGAACGAGUGAAGAAGAAGUUUGAAUCUAGAGCUUGGGUGUAUGUUUCAGAUAAAUUUGAUUCCACGGCUGUGACAAAAAAUCUCCUUCAAGAAUUAGCACCGAAUGAUGUUGGUAAUGACAUGACUUUGAAUUUAGUUCAACUUAAUUUGUCAAAUAAGUUAAUGGGAAAGAAGUUUUUGAUUGUCUUAGACGAUGUUUGGGAAGAUGAUUAUGCGCAGUGGACAGAAGUGAUGAAGCCUUUUAACGGUGGAGCAAAAGGCAGCAAAAUAAUAGUAACAACAAGAAAUGGAAAAGUUGCAAAUAUCAUUCGAACUGUUGAUACACACCAACUUAGAGAAUUAUCAGAAGACGAGUGUUGGGCACUAUUUGUGAAACACGCUUCUAGUGAAAACUCUAGAAAGUUUACUAAGAACCCAAAUUUAGAAAGGAUCGGUAGAGAAAUUUCCAAGAAAUGUAAUGGUUUACCUUUAGCUGCUAAAGUUAUGGGAGGCAUCUUGAGAUCAACGUUAGAUGUAUGGAGAUGGGAACAAAUAGCAAGGAAUAAUAUUUGGGAGUUGACACAUGAAAGGAGUGAGGGCCUUCCAGCUGCUUUAGAAGUGAGCUACUACUAUCUUCCUCUACACUUGAAAAGGUGUUUCGCUUUUUGUUCAAUAUUCCCAAAAGGCUAUCAAUUUCAAAGACAAGAGUUGGUCUUAUUAUGGAUGGCUGAAAAUCUAGUCAUGCGCUCCAAGGGGAAUAGAAUAAUGGAAGAAUUUGUCGAUGAGUACUUUGAUGAUUUAGUAUUCAUGUCAUUUUUUGUAAAAUCCAAGGACGGGAGAGGUAGAUCUAUUUUUCUGAUGCAUGAUCUACUUGUGGAUUUUGCUAAAAAUGUUUCAGGAAAGUAUAGUUUUUUAUUAGAGCACAUGUUGUGA
Cannabis sativa is the source of this 1257-nucleotide messenger RNA. Its product is annotated as putative disease resistance protein RGA3. Gene Ontology annotation, molecular function: ADP binding. The transcript is spliced from 2 exons. The record is from RefSeq and is a predicted model, not a curated record. Gene Ontology annotation, biological process: defense response to other organism. The coding region runs from base 1 to 1257 and encodes 418 amino acids. Lineage: Eukaryota; Viridiplantae; Streptophyta; Magnoliopsida; Rosales; Cannabaceae.